Messenger RNA from Entelurus aequoreus (snake pipefish), 4186 nucleotides. It is a transcript of the gene bmp8a, whose product is annotated as bone morphogenetic protein 8a. Bases 702 to 2021 code for a protein of 439 amino acids. The record is from RefSeq and is a predicted model, not a curated record. Gene Ontology annotation, molecular function: cytokine activity; growth factor activity. Lineage: Eukaryota; Metazoa; Chordata; Actinopteri; Syngnathiformes; Syngnathidae. Gene Ontology annotation, biological process: SMAD protein signal transduction. The transcript has 9 exons. Gene Ontology annotation, cellular component: extracellular region.
AAUAUUGACAACACAAGGACUAGUUAUUACUUUUUACAUUUACGUGUACGCAUGUUUACCAUUCGUGUAACUUCUGAUAUAUCUCAACACGAUCCCCAAUCCAAACUGACAAGUUUACCCACGUAAUGUUCCUUGCAUUUGGGUCAAGUCGAUACAUGUACAACUCUUAAAAAUAUUUUUGUGGCGUUUUGGCAUAAUUUUUGACGCUGACUUGUCCGGGUUUUAAUCGUUGCUUUAUUCACUGAACUGUUGACAAAGUGUUAUUCUACAAAAAUGGCGCGACAUCCGGGUCCUGGCCCGCAGUGUGACGUCACCGAACUCCCGGAAGUUGGAACUCAAUUGAAUUCGUCACACCGUUUUUAAACAGCUGAGCACUUUAAAGUUAGUUGCAGGACGUCUUUGGCGAGUUGUGCGUAAACUCUGGAACCCUCAAGAGGCGAUGAAAGAAAGCAGUCAUGAGGAGGAGGAGGAAAGACAUGAGCUGCCUGGCUCGGCAAGGCUGAAAGGGGCGGAGCCUGGGUGGAGCCACGCCGCUUCAAAGUGCAGUGCAGAUGCUCGCACACUUUUCAGCAGGCUGAAGCUCCACUAAGGUCUGCAGCUGGUCCUCGCUGGGAAGGAGGGGUGGAGAGACGAUCGGAGGAGGCGAACAUCUCCCUCCUGAGCACGCUGACUAGACGGGAAGCAGAAGAAGAGAAAGCGUCAUGGCCUCCUCCUGGUUGACCAGAAGUAGCGGCCGGGUUCUCCUCCGCCUCCUGCCGAGGACGCUGCUCCUCCUGCUGCUACUGCUUCUCCUUGCCCAGCAGGCGCAGGCGGCGCUCCACUCCAGCUUUCGCCGCCUGAGUGGCCGCGAGAAGAAGGAGAUGCAGAAGGAGAUCUUGUCCAUCCUGGGCCUGCCGGGGCGACCCAGACCCCACCCACCGCUCAGGCCGCCGUCCUCAGCCCCGCUCUUCAUGCUGGACCUGUACCACGCCAUGGCUGUGGACGGCGAGGACGACGGCGGCAACGACAUCAUCGGGCCCGGACCUGUGGUCAAGUUCAGAGGCGGCGAGCGGCGGGCUGCGGUCCACCGCCCGGCGCUGCCCACCCUCAGCACGCACAUGCCGCCGCUCGGCACCGUGGUCAGCGAGGCCGACACCGUGAUGAGCUUCGUCAACCUGGUGGAGCAAGAGCGAGACCUCCUGCAGCCUCGGCCGUACUGGAAGGAGUUCCGCUUUGACCUGACGCCGCUCCCGCAGGGUGAGACGGUUACGGCGGCCGAGUUCCGCAUCUACAAGACGCUGACGUUGGGCCAGAGGGCAAACCGAACGCUGCACAUUUCCGUCUACGAGAUCCAGAGAGACAACAGACACAGGGAGCCUGAGCUGGUGCUGCUGGACAUGCAGUCCGUACCCGCAGGCCAGGAAGGCUGGCUGGCGUUUGACGUCACCUCGGCCUCCAACCACUGGCUCCUGCACCCCCGCAGCAACCUGGGCAUCCGACUCUACGUGGAGACGGAGGAAGAUCGCUCCCUCUCGGCGGCCUGGAUCGGGCUGGUGGGCCGCCGGGGUCCUCGCUCCAAGCAGCCCUUCAUGGUGACUUUCUUCAGGGAGAGCCAGAUCCCCUGUCGGCCCCCCCGCGCCGUCAAGACACACCCCCGCAGGAAGAAGCCCAAAUAUGACCUCCCUGUGCCCAGCAUUCAUAAUCGAAGUCCUGUCAACAAUGGCGGUCAGCCGUGUAAAAAACACGAACUCUACGUCAGCUUCAGUGACCUCGGAUGGAAGGACUGGGUUCUGGCCCCCACAGGCUACUCUGCCUACUACUGUGAUGGAGAAUGUUUCUACCCUCUUGGUGCCUGCAUGAAUGCAACCAACCACGCCCUUAUCCAGCAAGUAGUCCAUCUUCUCAAACCAGACGAGGUUCCCAAGGCAUGUUGUGCCCCCACUAAGCUGAGUCCUAUCUCUGUGCUCUUCUAUGACGACAACAACAACGUCAUCCUCAAGAAGCAUCGCAACAUGGUGGUGAAGAACUGUGGCUGCCUAUAAAGAAAUGGUUUAACCAGCACACUUAUUUAAAUAUUAUAUUAUUAAAAUAUUGAAGUAUUCUUCCACUUUUUAAGAAGCUACUUUGUAAACAGUAAAGUAUUUAAAAACAAUGUUGGCUUUGUUCAGAAAGAAAAGUAGAGUCUGCUAGUAUGUUUAUUCAUUCAUCUGCUACAACAUGUCAAACAUGAUUAGAGACGCAUUGUGUCUGAUGAUUGUCAGCUAGAAGACCAGGAAAGUGUCCCAGGUGGACAAGGAGGAUGUGAGGUACUUGUGACGUCUGAAUGACGUUUAGUGGUUUGUAAGCGUCCUGCUCACACAAACUGUCCAACAAACAAAAAGGAAGAAUGUGCAACAACCAACACUGAAACUCAUCCUUCUCAAUAACUGAUUCAUACAAUAAAUACUUGUUGGCUGUUGUUCAGUCCAUGUCUUCGACAGGUUCCAAUGUCUUUACAGCACACUGCGUGCUGACUUCCAACUGCUCCACAAGUCAAUGCUUUCGUCCAACUGCUUUGUCUAAAAUGGGGGGAGUGUGUAAAAAUGUUGAAGAAAUUAUCACUAAGACUUUAUUUUUUAAUCUAUGACAAAGUUCAAUGUUAUUUGAGCAACACAUUUGAUUAAACGUUUGUUUUUUCAGGGCCAAUACGAUGAAUAAGGAAGCUGUUGGCUGAUACUUGGAGCAUAUAUUCAUUUGCCGUAAAAAAUAUUUUAAAAUAUGAUUAGUUAACAGUGGGUUGUUUUUCAGUAAAGGUCAGAGCAAUGUUAAGCAUUAUUACUUGUGUCUUACAGGAGCAUCAACAUUUGCAUUUGAAAGUUGGUAAAAAUAUGGAAUGUUCCUGCAACUCGCCAGCUACUCAAUUUUAUAGAAUUUAUGGAUUUAACAGCAGGACAUCAGCACUGCAUUAGGUGGAGAGAAAAUUAAUUAUUCUCACAAGAACUCAAAUAUGAAAACAUUUUAGGGAGAAUUAUUGACUAGAGUAGUUUUUGUUAUUGAAUGAAUAAAGAAGGAAACUUCGCUCAUGCAAUGCAAAAAGGUCAGUGCUUUUUACUUCACUAUUUUUUUUUUUUUUAAUAAUACUGGUACUAGUAAACAUAAAUAAAAACUAGGGGGCGCUAGAGUGCAAUUUUCAUUUUUGGGGUUUGGUUUUUUGACUAAAGUGUUGUGUACGCGUUUUUUUGAUGUGUGUGUACAAUUUGGUGAGUUUUGAAACAUGUUAAGGUUUUGAAGCAUGUUAAGGGGGGCAAAGCUGCGGAAUAAUAAUAAUAAUAAUAAAACCUUACAAUAACAAUAGGUCCUUUUCGUCCCAUUGCAAAAGGACUCCCUUUGGGAUUCCUUUGACAAUGGGCCGUGCGGGCCCUAAAAAGGUUGAUACUGAUAUAUAUCAAAAUGGCAAAUAUUGGCACUGAUAAUGGGUAAUCUCUGCUACUAGAGCACCACCUGGUGGACUUUUCCGUCACUUCUGCCCCAAAAAGAUUAACUUUAGUGAUCACAUAUAUAUAGAGUUAUUAAAGAGCAUGAAAAUGAUAUUAUCCCUAGACACUUUUUACUGUUUUACUGAAGAAACCAAAACUAGUCAGCACAAAAAGACUAUUAUUAUUACAUUAUUUCUUCAGUCUAAUAAAUCAAACGCAAAAUAGUUUUUGGUUGGCUAUGAAGCCUAAAGCUCAGUGGCCUUGUGGUAGCGACCCAUUGUCUCCCUGCUUGGCACUCAGCAUCAAGGGUUGGAAUUGGGGGUUCAUUGAGGGGAGCAGUGAGCAGCAGCGGUGCCACACCCGGGAAUCAUUUUUGGUGAUUUACCCCCCAAUUCCAACCCUUGAUGCUGAAUGCCAAGCAGGGAGGUAAUGGGUCCCAUUUUUAUAGUCUUUGGUAUGACUCGGCCGGGGUUUGAACUCACAACCUACCGAUCAGGGCGGACACUCUAACCACUGAGAGGGCUAGUGAGCAUAAAGGAGAAGUUUUUAUAUUGUGUGGGAAAGUAACAACUUCUUGGAAGUUAACGGUAUUUUAUUUUAAUAACCUCUUUUAUUUCACACUACUUUUUGAAAGAGGUAAUUUUUUAUUUGAGGUGCGCCAAUAAUAAACACCCUGAAUGCAGCAAAUAAUAACGAUAAACAAUACUAGAGUUGUAAAGUUCUUACCAGCUUGUGGUGGUUCAGGCCUGAAC